AUGUUUUUUUUUUAUAAGUUAUUAAACAUUAACUUGAUAAAAUUUUGUUUUUUUUACAGUAUGGGAUUAACAAUAUCGAGCGUUUUAACAAGGUUAUUUGGUAAAAAACAAGUUAGAAUAUUAAUGGUCGGUUUGGAUGCGGCUGGUAAAACGACAAUUUUAUACAAAUUAAAAUUAGGAGAAAUUGUUACAACAAUACCAACAAUCGGUUUCAAUGUUGAAACAGUAGAAUAUAAAAACAUAUGUUUCACUGUUUGGGAUGUCGGUGGUCAAGAUAAAAUCAGACCUCUAUGGAGACAUUAUUUUCAAAACACUCAAGGUUUGAUAUUUGUCGUCGAUUCAAACGACAGAGACAGAGUUACUGAAGCUGAAAAAGAAUUAGCCAACAUGCUUUUAGAAGAUGAAUUACGCGAUGCUGUUUUAUUAGUUUUCGCGAAUAAACAAGAUUUACCAAAUGCAAUGACAGCCUCCGAACUCACAGAAAAACUCGGUUUAAAUCAUUUAAGAAAUAGAAAAUGGUAUAUACAAUCAACAUGUGCCACACAAGGUCAUGGACUUUGCGAGGGACUCGAUUGGUUGUCAAACGAACUCGCAAAAUAG
Messenger RNA from Pediculus humanus corporis (human body louse), 600 nucleotides. RefSeq names its product ADP-ribosylation factor, putative. Gene Ontology annotation, molecular function: GTPase activity; GTP binding. Gene Ontology annotation, biological process: intracellular protein transport; vesicle-mediated transport. Bases 1 to 600 code for a protein of 199 amino acids. The record is from RefSeq and is a predicted model, not a curated record. The transcript has a single exon. NCBI's taxonomy places the organism in Eukaryota, Metazoa, Arthropoda, Insecta, Psocodea, Pediculidae. Gene Ontology annotation, cellular component: plasma membrane; cytoplasm.